CCCGCCAAGACCAGCCCGGCCUGGCGCGACAAGGUCCGCUACCGCGUCACCAACAACGUCAUCACCUCUGAAGUCGCCGGCAUGGUGAUCAACGGCAUGUGGGGCACCUCGUCCUCCGUGCCGCUCCUCAUCCAGCCCGACGGCAUCGACAGCCUCGAGCCGGACUACACGUGCACCUCCUCGACCGCCCAGUUCGACGACAUCGAGAGCGCCAACGACACAGCCUGGCAGGCCCACCUCGACGCCGCCGCGCCCCUGUACGCCGAGCUCGACGGCAUCUCGGGCGUCGCCGCCGACGACGAGGGCUUCCACGCCAGCUUCGACCACUACUACGACAACCUGUCGGCCCGCCAGUGCCAUGCACGCCCGCUGCCCUGCAAGCUGGUCAAUGCAACGACGAGCACCACCAGCGGCGGCGGCAGUGGUGUGGGGCUGGUGAACGACACGGCACAGUGUGUCACGCAGGACAUGGCGGACGAGGUGUACCGGCUGGGGAACUGGGAGUACAGCCGGAUCUACCGCGAUGCUGGGCCCGAGGCGCUGGCUGCGAGCGUGGGGUCGUUUGGGGUGUGGAUUGCGGAGCUGGCGGCGCAUCUGCGGACUGCUGUGAACGGGACGGCGGCAGCAGGAGGAGAGGGCGAACAAGUGCUUUGGUUCCAUAACGUGGCGCACGAUGGGAGCGUGAGCAGGCUGCUGGGGAUCUUGCAGGUGGACGUGAUGGUUUGGCCCGGGAUGGGGAGCGAGGUGGUCUUUGAGCUGUGGAAGGGGAAGAGCAGCACCACCACUUCUGUGACGGGGGGAGAGAAAUAUUACGUGAGGGUUCUCUGGGCCGGGAAGGUCUUGACCUCUUCGAACCCGAGCCUGGGCACGAUGGACAUGUUGCCUGUCGAGACGUUGCUUGCGUACUUUGACGGGCUUGCGGGUGUCAAUGCGAGCUUGAUUGUGGACAAGUGCGGCGCGUCGUCAUAGGUAGUGUCUCUCAAGUCCUAUAAAGCAUGGUAUCAUUUGUAUUUCAUAAUCAUUAUUUGUGCCUGGUGUUGCCCAACACCCAAC
Messenger RNA from Cryphonectria parasitica EP155, 1053 nucleotides. RefSeq names its product phosphoglycerate mutase-like protein. Lineage: Eukaryota; Fungi; Ascomycota; Sordariomycetes; Diaporthales; Cryphonectriaceae. Gene Ontology annotation, biological process: dephosphorylation. The transcript is spliced from 2 exons. The coding region runs from base 82 to 969 and encodes 295 amino acids. Gene Ontology annotation, molecular function: phosphatase activity. The record is from RefSeq and is a predicted model, not a curated record.